Messenger RNA from Tetrahymena thermophila SB210, 986 nucleotides. RefSeq names its product TrmH family RNA methyltransferase. Gene Ontology annotation, molecular function: RNA methyltransferase activity; RNA binding. The transcript has 7 exons. NCBI's taxonomy places the organism in Eukaryota, Ciliophora, Oligohymenophorea, Hymenostomatida, Tetrahymenidae. Gene Ontology annotation, biological process: rRNA methylation. The record is from RefSeq and is a predicted model, not a curated record.
CUUUGAUAAAUCAAGUUUAAUUAUUAAGAUAUAAUAAAUAGAAUUAAAAAGUAGAAGGUUAGAAAAAAUGUUUAAAGUAUUUAAGUCACAAAAUAAUUUCAAUAGCUUAAGCAGCUCACUUAUGAGCUUAUUUUCUACUUAGAAGUCAUCAAAGUUUGAUUUUGUUUAUGGAUUAAAUCCUACUAUGAUCGCUCUCCAUUCAAAUAAAAGAAAUAUUGUCGAAGUUAUAAUUAAUCAACAUGUCUAAAGUCAUCUUCCUCCCAAAAUUUCGAAUAUCAUAAAUACAGCUAAUGCAAAAAAAAUACCAGUUAAGUUUGUUGAUAGAGAAAAAUUAGACAGAUUGGUUUAAAAUUAACCACACUAAAACGUAGUUAUUAAAGCUGAACCUUUAAAAUAUUUAAGAACAAAAUCUAGUGAUAUUUUAUAAGGGAAUAUGAUUCUAUUCCUUGAUAGAAUCACAGAUCCUUAGAAUUUUGGUGCUAUAAUAAGAACAUGUUAAUAUCUAGGAGUGGAUAACGUAGUAGUAGAUGAAUUCUCAAGAUGUCCUUUAAAUCCAACAGUUUCUAAGACAAGCUCAGGAGCUUUAGAAGUGAUGGACAUUUAUUGUACCCCAGAUCCAGUUGAGUUUUUAAAAGAUUGCUAACUAAGAGGAUGGAAAGUCUACUCAACCGGUUUAAAUCAUUCUGAAAACUAGAUUUCUCUUGAAAAAUUAAAAGUUAGUUCAAAAGAUAAAAUAGUCCUUGUUAUGGGUAACGAAGGUAAUGGUGUUGAUCCUAAAAUACUUAAAGUCAGUGAUAAAAUUGUUUCUAUUGAUUAAACCCUUUAUUUAAACCGUCCUAUGGUUUUCCCAUACACUUUAAUCGAUUCUUUAAAUGUAAACUCUGCUACAUCUAUUUUAAUUUAAAACAUCAAACUUAAAAUGAUAGCAUCUGAAAAAAUGAUAUGAUAGAAUUAUUUAUAUUUGCAUUUAUAUAACUAAGGAUUAA